UUCUGUUCCCCGCCUUCAUUCUUUCUCUUGCUCCGUCUUCUCAUGUCAGACAUUCAAUAUACCGAGCAAGCGCAAAUUCCGUUGAAUGAUGAUUUUAUCGCCUGGCUCAUCUCCCGCGCUCACGGUAGCGAAUGCUGUCAAUCCCGUCCAAAAGGCUCCGCAGCGCAGAACCCGUAAAACCCUCCGUAUUCGAGUAGCCUGUUUGCGUUGCCAGCGCCGAAAAAUACGGUGCGAUGGAGCCGUUCCUUCAUGCGGGUCUUGCUCAAAGACAGGUGUUGAAUGUAUCGACGGAGGGAAGUUUGACGGCAUUGAAUCACCACGCGCGUAUAUUUCGAGUCUGGAGCGUCAUAUCCAGUGGCUUAGGUCUGUCGUUCGGACAAAUUGCCCAGACAUUGAUUUGGAGCAAGAGCCAUCUGUUAUGAAUGAAUCCUGUCAGGACGAUCCAGCUACUGAACGAGAAAGCACCCAAGAUGGCCUGUCACUGGCUCAACUGAAUCCAACACCAGCGAACAACAGCGCUCUUGCACCUUCUGAUCCGUCUUCGUCAAGUCAGAACGUGCAAUCGACACAUGACGUCUCAACGAUUCAGCAUGAGCAGGAAACCGGGCUUGCACAUGAGAUUGGUCUUGUCUCUUCAUGUGCUGGGACCGAUCCUAAGUAUAUUGGCCCUUCAAGCGGCUACUUCUUUGCGAAGUUAGUCCUCGCAUGUGCGCAAGAAGGCCAACGAAACCCACCACCGAAAGAGCUUCAGCAAAACCCAGAUAGUCGUACAGCCCGUCUACUCCCAAAGGGAGGGUUAUCAAUCCCUCCUGCACCGUUGCCAUCAGACAUGGACUAUGCUGUCAAGAUAUCAGAAGCGUACUUCGAAACGAUCCACUUACAGUAUCCUUUCCUUCAUCAGCCAUCCCACAUGAAACUUAUUGAGCACGUCUAUGUUGAACCGGAGCCCAAUCCAAUGGCUGCAUUCCAAGUGUAUCUCGUCUUGGCCAUUGGAGCAACAGUCCUCUCCCGACGCCUGAAGAUUCCUCUCUCUGGCGAAGGCUUCUGUGCAAGUGCAAUGAAAUAUUUCGAUAAGUUGUGUAUCGAAAAUUCUCUCAAAGGUUUACAAAGUCUCCUAUUGCUGCUCGUAUACACACUAAAUAGUCCUUCUAUGGGUCUGAACGUGUGGUAUCUCAAUUAUCAGUGUAUAGCAGCGUUGCUAGAUCUGGGGCUCCAACGAGAUGUGAGAUCUGGUAAGAACAUGUCAGUGCUUGACCAAGAACUGAGAACCCGAGUCUUUUGGGUUAUCUAUUGCCUUGAUAGGUCUGUUGCAACAAUGAUGGGCCGCCCCAUUGGAUUGAGAGAUGAAGCCUGCGAAUUGCGACUGCCUACAGAUGUGGAAGACAGCAAACUGACCGCAACGGGCAUUCAACCUCGGCUGGAAACCGAACAGCCAACACAGAUGAGCAGCGCGAUCCAUCUCUUUAAGCUUGCACAGCUAAAUUCCGAAAUCAAGUAUGUUCUCCACAGUAUUUCUCAUGAGGUGCCACCAUAUGCCUACCCAAACAUUCCCGAUGUACUCCAGUGGCAAAAGGGAAUCAUAACAAGACUUCAAGCAUGGGUAACCCAAAUACCACAAUUUACCGGCGAGCGGAUAUAUAUGACCCAUCUCUGCGAGAUCAAGUAUCAUGGUAUUAUGAUGCUUCUUUUACGUCCCAGUCCAGCAAUUCCAAAACCAUCGGUCCUUUCACUCAAGUCUUGCUACGAGAGCGCCGUUGCAAGUAUACGACUAUAUAACCAGCUUUAUAAGAGAGAUCUCUUGGUUUAUAGUUGGGUUACCGUUCAUUCUGUUUUCUUGAGCACAAUCACCAUGCUUCAUUGCAUAUGGACUGUACCCGAAGUAUCUGCGCAGAUCAAGCUAGAAAUCUUAAUGGCAGAUUUAAAAGCAGGUUCGAAUGUGCUUAGUGCUACAGGCGAACACUGGUCAGAGGCAAAGCGCAGUAGGGACAUUUUGGACGAGCUCUCAGGCACUACGAUCCGCUGGAUCAUAGAAUCUAGAGCGCGCAAUUCAGAAAUCGGAACUCGCAGUGGCAUUUGUACAAAGGACGUUGGAUCCUCUAAUGGCAACAGUAGUGUCAGUAAAGCUCAACCUGCGACUCUAUCAAUGCAACAAAACGACAAUUCCACGUUAUGGAACGAUGGAGAGGGCCAGCAUAUCAGCUUCAAUCAGUCACAAUCACUUGACAUGAACUUCGACGGCCAAUCCUUCGAGCCCGGCUUUUAUAACUCCCUGUUCGGUUCCAGUACUCUCACCGAUCAAAUUGACUUUACUAGCCCCGCUGCUGUUAAUGCUAUCAUGCACGGCGUCUUCACAGACUUCCAACCCAUCUAUGACACUGGACAAGAUUUUGGAAUGGAUUAGAUUAUAGAUAAUUAACAUUAGUAAUAUAUACUUGGC
Trichoderma asperellum CBS 433.97 is the source of this 2437-nucleotide messenger RNA. RefSeq lists its product as uncharacterized. Gene Ontology annotation, biological process: DNA-templated transcription; positive regulation of transcription by RNA polymerase II. Gene Ontology annotation, molecular function: DNA-binding transcription factor activity, RNA polymerase II-specific; sequence-specific DNA binding; zinc ion binding. Lineage: Eukaryota; Fungi; Ascomycota; Sordariomycetes; Hypocreales; Hypocreaceae. The record is from RefSeq and is a predicted model, not a curated record.